CAGGGCCUAUGCCAUGCACCAGAACAGUAUCGUCGUGCCGCUACUGGCCGUGUUUUGUCUGAUACCGCCGUCACUAGCGCAAACCACUGGCUCCGAUUCGGCUCUGUCUUUUGCUGAAAACGUCUAUAUUAAGCUAUCCAGUGCAUGUAGAGCAAUCAUGGAUCUUCGGUACAGUUCGAUGAAUGCGAAUAAUGAACUAGUUAAAACAAUGAAAAUUGUGUGGAUCGACGGAAAUGAGAUGAAGACAUAUCCUAUCGAUGAAUCGUUCAAAGCCUUGACGAGUGGUUUAAUGUUUGAUAUCACUAAACAGACCAAGAUAAUCAUUCACGGAUAUAGAGAUAGCUCUCAGUCUCAAGUGCCUCUAGAUAUGGCUAAGGCAUACAAUGAAAAAGCUAUGUUUAAUGUAAUGAUGAUCGACGCAGAGGAACUGAUUAAUAAGGGUUAUAUAUUUUCCGUUCACAACUCUCGUUUGGUUGGAAAACGGCUCGCUAAUCUUUUGGCCAAUUUGGAAAAGUUCGGAGCUAAUUCGGAGGAUUUUCAUCUUCUCGGCAUCAGUCUCGGGGCGCACAUCGCCGGAUGGGCGGGGAAGUAUUUUCGACGUUACAAAGGCCGCAAUUUGGGCCGCAUUACUGGAUUGGAUCCAGCCGGCCCGUGCUUCUCGUACGCUUAUGCGGACCAGAGGUUAGAUAAAUUGGACGCGAAUUAUGUUGACGUUGUGCAUUCAAAUAGACUAGUCCAAGGUGUAAUUGAACCGCUGGGCCACGCAGACUUUUAUGUUAAUGGCGGAGGCCCGAACCAACCGGGGUGUAUGUCACCUUCGUGCAGUCAUUUGCGCGCAGCUCAACUAUACACAGAAAGUAUUAGAAGCCCAAAAACUAUAGUUGGUGUUAAGUGUGUGAAUUGGCAGUCAUUUAUAGGUAACAAAUGUGAGAAUAACGAUUUCGCAGUGCUAGGUUAUGGAUCGUCGUCCACAACUCGCGGUUUAUACUACCUGCGAACGUCUGCCAGUGCUCCCUUUGGACUUGGUAUGAGUGGAGCUAAAAAUGUUCAAGUCAAGGAAGAUAAAUGGCUCGCAAAUUUAAAUUUAACAUAAUUUUGUAUGACAAGUCUAGUGUUUUUUUUAAUACGCUGUAAAUAUAUUGUUGCCAUAUU
Molecule: messenger RNA, 1152 nt
Organism: Leguminivora glycinivorella
Lineage: Eukaryota; Metazoa; Arthropoda; Insecta; Lepidoptera; Tortricidae
Product: phospholipase A1-like
Exons: 2
Coding region: 14-1093 (359 amino acids)
Biological process (GO): lipid metabolic process
Molecular function (GO): lipase activity
Source: RefSeq, a predicted model, not a curated record